This is a messenger RNA of Centruroides sculpturatus (bark scorpion), 1004 nucleotides long. RefSeq lists its product as uncharacterized. The record is from RefSeq and is a predicted model, not a curated record. The transcript has 3 exons. Bases 232 to 882 code for a protein of 216 amino acids. Lineage: Eukaryota; Metazoa; Arthropoda; Arachnida; Scorpiones; Buthidae.
AAAUUUAUACGUAAGUAUUAAAUUCACCAAUCAGAACCGUUUAUGUUAAUACGUAUGCAACUCGAUCUGCGUGCAUUUUACUGUUGCUGUUAUUCACUAUCGUCUAGUGUAAAGUACGGGUCAGAUGUACAGGAUAUCCUCGUUCAGGCGAGAACUUACCUUAUAGAGGAAAGUGAUCCGUAUAAACUCUAAAUUGACGUUCUGAAAUCAGUAGAAAAUUUCUUAAGAACAAUGUAUGAACGAUUAUUGUUUUGGAGCACAGUUUGUCUUCUUGUAAUCGGAAAAAUAAACUGUGAUAGUGUAAAACAGGCAAAUAAUUAUUUGGACAAUGUUUUGGCUUUAAAACUUAAAAGAUCUGAUCAAAUAAAGAAUAUAAAAUUACCAGAAUUUAAUACGGAAUCUAGAGAUCGAAUUCUUUUCAUCACAAGUAGAGUAAGAACAUCAUAUUCAAAGGGAGAUCUUCACAAUUUGGAAAAUGUUGUUCGACUGGGUGAUUGCCUUCCACAUUCUACUGUUGUUGCAAAGUCUGUUGAGUGUACCCUGCAAUUCAAACAUCUCCGUGCCGAAUAUCAAGCCUCUUUAAAAUAUGGAAGACUUCCAAAGAUUCCUAUAAGAGCCAAAGCUCUAAUGAAACCCAUAGAUGCAAAAAUAGAAGUGGAAUCACGUGUGCCAAGAAAUAUUCCUGAACUAAUUAAAUUUCAACUGAUUACGCCUAUUGAAAUAGACGUUUCUUAUAAAGGAAUGGGUUUUCUUAAUAGGUAUCUCAGAAUACUGAAGAAUGACUUUGUAGAGAAAAUGAGAAACCAUCUUUAUGCCGCCAUUAAUAACGAUUUCAAAGCUGAACUUAAGAAAAGUCUUUCACUCGUUGAUUUAAAAUUAUAAGAACUAUUCGGUACUUAUAUAAACAAUAUAUCUGUAACAUAAAAUAUUAAUACAUUUUAUAACACUUACAUUUUUGGAAAUCCUUAAUUACAUUUUUCAAAACAAACUCUACACUUUAUGUA